This is a messenger RNA of Drosophila arizonae, 1800 nucleotides long. RefSeq lists its product as uncharacterized. Gene Ontology annotation, cellular component: spliceosomal complex. NCBI's taxonomy places the organism in Eukaryota, Metazoa, Arthropoda, Insecta, Diptera, Drosophilidae. The record is from RefSeq and is a predicted model, not a curated record. Gene Ontology annotation, biological process: RNA processing.
CAGCUCUAAAAAUUUCUUGGUCAAAACGCCGGAAAAUAGACGGUCUAUGGUAAAAUUCUAUUAAUAAAGUUAUUUAACAAUACAUCAAGAUGGGGCGACGCUCCAUAAAUACCACUAAAAGUGGCAAAUAUAUGAAUCCAACAGACCAAGCCCGCAAGGAGGCGCGGAAAAAGGAGCUCAAGAAGAAUAAGCGACAGCGCCAAAUGGUUCGAGCUGCGGUGCUUAAGAACAAGGAUCCAUCACAGAUACUUGAAGAGAUGGAGAAGAUAGACGAGAUGGAGUACAAUGUGCUGCAGCCGUCGCCUCUUAAUGAAAAGGUUCUGCGCGAUAAGCGAAAGAAGCUAAAGGAGACCUUCGAUCGUGUUAUGCGACUCUAUCAUAACGAUGAGCCAGAACACUGGGCGGAACUGAAGCGCAAGGAGGUAGACUACGAGAAGAAACGACUGAAAAAGCAACAAUAUUACGAAAGCGUUAAGCAUGCUCAAAGCGUGCAAGUCGAUGAAAUUCCACUGCCAGCGCCAGUGACAGCAGCCAAUGCCAGUGGAACCGGUGCGAGCACAGCGAGCAAUAAUAACAUCAUCUUUCCAGGUGGUUCAGGUGGCAUCCGUAUGCCACCGCCCCCUAUGACGUUAGCCCUACCGCCUUUUGCCCCUGGUGCACCGCCGGGAGUGGCUAAGAACAGCGAAGCUGCGGCUGAUUUGCACUCGGAUAAAUCCAAAGAUGACGACGAGAAAGAAUGGCUGGGUGUACCGGCAGGGCCGCCGCCAGAUUUGUUUGCCAUGCCGGAGCUCGACUCGGAUGCAGAAGGCAACACCGACUACGAGGGUGAUGCAGAAGAAGCGGCCACCAGCCCCAAGCUGCAGCAGCGAAUGCAGAACAUCGACGACUUCAUGAAGGAAAUGGAGCAUGUGCACAAGAGGAAGCAUCGCAAGCUGCAGAGCGACGAGGAACACGAAAGGGAAACAGCAAACAAAGACGACAAGCGGGACAGCGCUUCAGAGAGUAAAUCUCCGCCAGCCCGGCGCCGUUUAGCUAGCAGUCACAGCAGCAGCAGCAGCUCGAGCAGUGAAGACGACGAUGACGACGAAGAAGCGAAUGAGGAUGUCGGCUCUGAUGCCGAUGCCAAGCAGCCCGCAAAAGAGACAGUUAAGCCAGUGGCAGCUGCUGCGACGACAGUGCCAGCACCGCCAACGGCGCCUUCAUUGCCUGCCAUCCCACUGCCGCCCAGUGCGCCGGCGCUGCCACAGCUGCCGCAAUUGCCGCAUUUGCGUAACAUCGCGCCGCCGCCGGGCAUCAUGUUCCGACCGCCCCCUAUGCGGCCACCUGGGCCGGGUCUGCCCGGCUUUGGUCUGCGCAUGCCACCGGGGCCCCCGCCAGGCACACGACCGCCGCACGCUCUGGGCCCGAUGCCGCGCAUGGGCAUACGCAUGCCGCCGGGUCCUCCGCCAGGUUUGCCGCCGCGCAUGAGUGGCCACCAUCCGAAGCAUGGCAACGCCAAUGCGCCGCCAAGCAAAGAGCCUGGCAAAGGCGUCACCAUCAUCACGGCAAAGCCCCAAAUCAGGAAUCUGAGCGCCGAUGUCACACGAUUUGUGCCGUCCACGUUGCGCGUAAAGCGCGACGAUCAGCGACGGGCCGCGCGGAGCAAGCAGCAAUCCGGCGUCCACGAAGUCGGUGAUCGCGGUGUCCACGCCCCGCCCGAGACCCACAAGCCGCCCACCAAGGACGACGCCUACCUGCAGUUCAUGAACGAGAUGCAGGGCCUGCUGUAGCACGGCAGCCGCCUGCUCCCGAUGGCCAGCC